AUGGCUAGGCUAAGGUCAGUGUUGGUGCUUGUUUUCAUUGCCUCGGUACAUGCUUGGAGGUGGGACAGCCGGAAGGGACUUGGGGCUACAUCGCCAUCUCCAAAAGCCGUAGACAGGCCCGAAUCGCCUUGGUAUCCAGACUUGCCGCCCUACCACUCGGAAGACUCCUUAAAGCUCGCCGACAGCACCUCGGGCAUGCCUAACAUCUACACUGUUGCGGCCAAGGAGCUUGAGGCGCUUCAAUCCGAACCUCUUUGCCAUCGAAUCGCUGCAAGACUGUUGAUCAGUGAUUGUCAAAUGCUCGACGGAAAAGACGAGGCCACAAUCUUGACUGAGAGUGGAAGAAGAAUCCGGGACUUCGUUGACUUCUACGCCGCCAGUCUUGCCAUCUGCGACCUCCGACCAGCGCAAAGCAUCCACCUUUACCAGCGGAUCACCAAGAUUUUAGAAAAACUUACUAACGAAGUAGAUGAGGAGAUGAGGGAAAAGAUGCACUUAUUCGGCGAUGGACUUCGGGAAGCUAGCAAAGAGGUUGAAGAGUUAUCGCCCAUUGUCCACGGUUUGAAAGAUAGACUUGGCGGUCUGAAAGCACUAAUAUUUGAAGAUCUCGGGCCUCAAGUUGAAGCCAUGGAUAUAAAUCUACAGAAAGCCGCCGACAUUAAGCAUGUACUAUCAAUCCUACUUGCGACUAUACUCGAGGCGCACGCCGAAAUAUCUGCCGUGCACAAUAUGGCCAUGAACGAUCUAUCUGAAAGGGUGGACCACGCAAACGAAGGCAUCUUAGCUUCAUUUUCAACGACUACGAAAUUUAUGGACCUGUUCAAUGGUCGGCUGCUCAUCCAUGAUGCCCAACUGGUUGCUGCAAGCAUGCAGGUACACGCAUUGACGGAUGAGCUCGGAAACGCUAUCUCGAUGACAAAGAAGAUGCAGGAAAUGGUAGUAGGUUCGGCGUCAGUGACCGGAUGGAACCUGGGACUUAUCAUUGCUGGCGAGGGCAUCGCAAUCAUCAUCACCAUGACUAACGAGCUCGUAAAGAGUCUUGCCGUUCUAGGCGCGGAAGAUCUUCACUCAGGUGUAAACAUUACGAGUGACUUUCAUCUAGCCAUGCCGGCCGAGGCGUAG
Messenger RNA from Parascedosporium putredinis, 1122 nucleotides. The record is from the annotation of a GenBank genome assembly. NCBI's taxonomy places the organism in Eukaryota, Fungi, Ascomycota, Sordariomycetes, Microascales, Microascaceae.